Parathielavia appendiculata is the source of this 2142-nucleotide messenger RNA. RefSeq names its product Endopolyphosphatase. NCBI's taxonomy places the organism in Eukaryota, Fungi, Ascomycota, Sordariomycetes, Sordariales, Chaetomiaceae. The coding region runs from base 1 to 2142 and encodes 713 amino acids. The transcript has 2 exons. Gene Ontology annotation, cellular component: fungal-type vacuole; membrane. Gene Ontology annotation, biological process: polyphosphate catabolic process. Gene Ontology annotation, molecular function: phosphoric diester hydrolase activity; exopolyphosphatase activity; endopolyphosphatase activity. The record is from RefSeq and is a predicted model, not a curated record.
AUGGCUCUUAGACGCCUGUCGGCGCUGACUCUGCUGUGCCAUGGCGUCAUUGCCGGGCCGUUGGGCCCGCAGACUUUGGAUGCACGCUCGGCGCCGCAGACUCGGAAGUUGCACGGCAGGUUCCUGCAUAUCACGGACUUCCACCUGGACGAAUACUAUAAAGUACACUCCUCGACUGACGAAGAUGGCGCAUGCCACCGGGGCAACGGGCCCGCGGGUCCCUACGGUGCCGAGACCUCGGAUUGCGACAGUCCCUCCUCCCUCGUGAACGCGACAUUCGACUGGAUCGCCGCAAACCUUAAGGACACCAUCGACUUUGUCGUCUGGACCGGCGACAGCGCCCGCCACGACCGCGACGAGGACCUGCCCCGCAACGCCGACCAGGUCCUCGGCACCAACACCUGGCUCGCCGACAAGUUCGCCGACCUUUUUGCCGACGAUCAAGGCAAGGGUAUGGCCAUCCCUGUCGUGCCCAACUUUGGCAACAACGACAUCCUCCCGCACAAUAUCCUGCUGCCAGGGCCCAACAAGUGGUUUCAGCACUACGCCCACAUCUGGCGCCGCUUCAUCCCCGAGGAGCAGCGCCACAGUUUCGAAUAUGGCGGCUGGUUCCACGUCGAAGUCAUCCCCAACAAGCUGGCCGUCUUCAGCCUGAACACCUUGUACUUCUUCGACCGCAAUGCCGGCGUCGACGGGUGCGCGAAGCCCUCGGAGGCCGGGUACAAGCAGCUCGAGUGGCUCUCGGUGCAGCUGCAGUUUCUGCGCGAACGCGGCAUGAAGGCCAUUCUGAUGGGCCACGUGCCGCCUGCCCGCACCGAGAGCAAGAUGCUGUGGGACGAGACGUGCUGGCACAAGUACUCGCUGUGGGUGCACCAGUUCCGCGACGUUGUCGUGGUCGGGCUGUACGGGCACAUGAACAUCGACCAUUACAUUAUCGCCGACAGCAACGACAUCAACUUUGCGGCGAUGACCGCGUCGUCGGAGUUCGGAGCCCGUCAAGCGAUGGAGGAGGAGUUCUCGUUGCAGUCGGCGUCGGACUAUUUGAUGGAGCUGCGCCACAACUGGGCCAAGCUCACGCCGCUACCCGCGGCUGACAAGCACGUCAGCAGGGAGGGAAAGCGAAGGAAAGGCAAGAAGAACAGAGACCCUUGGGGCGAGCGCUACCACCUAUCCUUAGUCUCGGGCAGCAUUGUGCCGAACUACUUCCCCACCCUCCGCGUCCUCGAGUACAACAUCACGGGACUCGAAGACGCGCCGGUCUGGCGCGACACCCUACGUACAGACAUCCGGGAGUCGGAUCACCCACAGAAACACCUCGAACUGCGCCGCUACGAGCUCGACGACAUUGACACCACAAUACCCAGCGACACCAAAAAGAAGCACAGGAAGAACAAAGAUUCCAAAAAGAAGAAGCCCCCAACCCACGACCCAAACCUGCACAUCCCCGCCCCGCCGUCCACAUCCGCACCGCCCGGGCCAGCCUACUCCCCGCAACCUCUCACCCUGACGGGCUACACGCAGUACUUCGCCAACCUGACACACAUCAACAAUCUCAACCUCACCUCCAACGCAACCACAGCUCUCGACCACAACGACAGUAAUGCCGUCGAUGGUGGUGGUCAGCGGGAAAGAUGGCGGGACAGUUGGUGGUCGUUAGUGCCGACGCGCUGGCGAGACGGGAAGCACGGCGGCAAGAAACCUGCGGCGCCCCGCCCGCCCGAGCCGAGGGAGUUUGCGUUUGAGGUCGAGUACUCGACGUUUGAGGAUAAAGUCUAUCGGCUGGACGAUUUGACGGUGAAGAGCAUGGUUGGGUUGGCGGUCAGGAUUGGGGAGGGGGGUGUGUUUGAUGAACGGAAAGGUGAUGUGGUGAGUAAGGAGGUGUGGGAUGAUAAUGACGACGAUGGCGAUGAUGAUGUCGAUGUGGAAGAGGACGAGGAAGAGCAAGAAAAGAGCGAUGAUGGUGAGGAUGAGGACGACGACGAGGAGGAGGUGAAAACGGAAAAGAAAAAGAAGAAGGGUGGGAAAGGGAACAAGGGGAGAAAAGGAAAGAAGAAGAGGAAGCAGAACAAGACGUGGCUGCAUUUCCUGAGGCAUGCGUUUGUCUGCACCCUGGAAAAGGAUGAGCUGAAGGAGUUGGCCUGA